AUGACGCGCGGCCCGCGCUUCCGCGUCGGGAGCCGGCGGCGGAUCCCGGGACGCGGAGACCCGGGGUCCCGGCAGCGGGGCGGCCCGCGGGCCCGGGGCUGGGAUGCAUCGCCGCGGGGUGGGAGCCGGCGCCAUCGCCAAGAAGAAGCUGGCCGAGGCCAAGUACAAGGAGCGAGGAACUGUCUUGGCUGAGGACCAGCUGGCCCAGAUGUCAAAGCAGUUGGACAUGUUCAAGACCAACCUGGAGGAAUUUGCCAGCAAGCAUAAGCAGGAGAUCCGGAAGAAUCCAGAAUUCCGGGUGCAGUUCCAGGACAUGUGUGCCACCAUCGGGGUGGAUCCUCUGGCCUCUGGAAAAGGAUUUUGGUCUGAGAUGCUAGGCGUGGGAGAUUUCUAUUAUGAGCUGGGUGUUCAGAUCAUCGAAGUGUGCCUGGCCCUGAAGCACCGGAAUGGAGGUCUGAUAACUCUGGAGGAACUACAUCAGCAGGUGUUAAAAGGAAGGGGCAAAUUCGCACAGGAUGUCAGCCAAGACGACCUUAUCAGGGCCAUCAAGAAGCUGAAGGCGCUCGGCACCGGCUUUGGCAUCAUCCCCGUGGGUGGCACCUACCUCAUUCAGUCUGUUCCGGCUGAGCUCAAUAUGGACCACACGGUGGUGCUGCAGCUGGCGGAGAAAAAUGGCUACGUGACCGUCAGCGAUAUCAAAGCCAGUCUUAAAUGGGAGACCGAGCGAGCGCGGCAAGUGCUGGAACACCUGCUGAAGGAAGGGCUGGCCUGGCUGGACCUACAGGCGCCCGGGGAGGCCCACUACUGGCUGCCCGCUCUUUUCACGGACCUCUACUCCCAGGAGAUUACAGCUGAGGAGGCCAGAGAAGCCCUCCCCUGACUCUGGGAGCGCCCGGGGGGUGGGGGCCGGGGGCCCGGCAGCUGGCAGGGAGAGGAGGGGAGAGCGGUUGGCGAAUAAAACCCGAACAACUUUG
Messenger RNA from Neofelis nebulosa (Clouded leopard), 974 nucleotides. RefSeq names its product SNF8 subunit of ESCRT-II (gene SNF8). The transcript is spliced from 8 exons. NCBI's taxonomy places the organism in Eukaryota, Metazoa, Chordata, Mammalia, Carnivora, Felidae. The coding region runs from base 104 to 880 and encodes 258 amino acids. Gene Ontology annotation, biological process: protein transport to vacuole involved in ubiquitin-dependent protein catabolic process via the multivesicular body sorting pathway. Gene Ontology annotation, cellular component: ESCRT II complex. The record is from RefSeq and is a predicted model, not a curated record.